AUGAAUAAUGAAAUUCAAUCAUUUUUUGACAUAAAAGACCAUUAAAAGAUUAAGAUUUGGAAUAAGUUCUGCAAAACCUAAUAUAAAGUAUAUAUUAACAAUAUUUUAGAAUGACAUCAUAGAGUAUGAGGGCCAAUGUUGUCGAGUAAGCAAAACUAAUAAAUAAUUAAAAUCAUUUAGUAUUUAAAUUGGUCAGGAAACUUUAUAUGCCUUCAAAAACAAUCAGCCUUAGGGUAUGCUGCUACUCUCUGUUGUAGUAUUAUUAUAUAAAAGAUAUGAUGAUAAAGAAAUUGUUAGACUAAAAAAAAAUGGCUAGUAUGUGGACAUUUAUAAUGAUAAUUACAAACAGUUAAGAGAUGUUCUAAUUUCAAAGUGUAUAAUAACAACUUUUCAUAAUGAUUUUAAAGUUAUCAAGAUGAUAGGAAAGGGAACCUUUGCCAGUGUAUAUUUGGCAGUAAGAAAUGUUAAUGGAGUUCAGUAUGCUGUAAAAGCUUUCAGCAAGCAAUAUAUCAAUUAAUAAUUUAGAGGAAGAGAGGGACUUGAAAAUGAGAUCAGAGUCAUGCGAAGAUUGAAAUAGAAGAAUAUUCUCCAUUUGCAUGAAGUACAUGAAACUCAGCAUUCAAUAUAUUUUAUAUUAGAUUUAUUAGAAGGAGGAGAAUUAUUUAAUAGAUUCUAAACUACGAUUUAUUCAGCUUUGAGAAUUCAACAAUUAAUGUACAACAUUUUAAAAGCACUCUCUCAUAUGCAUUCUAAAUAAUGCAUGCAUAGAGACCUUAAACCUGAGAAUUUGUUACUUAAAAGCAAAGAUAAUGAUACUGACAUUGUCAUAGCCGAUUUAGGCCUAGCACAUAUUAUGGAUUAAUAACCACUUUACAAAAGAUGUGGGACUCCUGGAUUUGUGGCUCCUGAGAUUUUGAAUUACAAUGAUUAGACUCCCUUUUACAAUGAGAAGUGUGAUAUUUUUAGUGCAGGAGUGAUAUUUUAUUUUAUGGUUACAGGCCUUAAUCCUUUUAGUGGAUAAAAUUAUAAGGAAAUAUUAAAAUCAAAUUAGGAAUGCAAAAUAAAUUUUGAUAUAAAAUCAUUAAAAAAAGUAGAUGAUUUUGUUAUUAUUUUCAGGGACCUUAGAAUUUGAGGAGGUUAAUGAAGAAAAUGUUAAAGGCUGAUCCAGCAGACAGAUAUACUGCAGAGGAAUGUUUAAAGCAUCAAUACUUUUAAGAAAUGUUACAAUCAAAUGAUUAAACAGAUAAAUUUGGGUUAGAAUAAGAAGCUGAAUUUCAGACCCAAUUAUAAAUAUAGAAGUAUUUUAAUUUACAAAUUUUAGUUCUGAAGAUAAUUAAGGGGGAUCGAUGUAAUUGAUGACCAAAUUAUCUCAAUGGAAUGGCGAAACCUAAACUGUAGGUUCAUUGUCUAAUUGUUCUAAUAAUAGUUCUGCUAAUAGUCCUAAUAAAUCAGAUAAAUAAUAGAGUAACCCAUCUAAGUUCAGUUAAUUCUGUAAUUAAAUGAAAUAAGAAGGAUUACUUUAAAAUAAUCUAAAUUCUCAAAAGAAGAAAAAGAAUCAUGAUCUUCACAAAUUCGCAUUAAGAAAUAGUUAUUAUUAAAAGUAGGGUAGUAAAGAUGAUUAAUAUGCCAUAGAAGAUGAAUAAAUAAGUAUAAGUAAACAAUUAUCGUAAUUAAAUGAAUAAAAACCAAAAAUGGGUUUUAUAAAGAAGAGUCAAUCUUUGGAUGUGGAUUGA
Paramecium octaurelia is the source of this 1733-nucleotide messenger RNA. Lineage: Eukaryota; Ciliophora; Oligohymenophorea; Peniculida; Parameciidae. The record is from the annotation of a GenBank genome assembly.